Molecule: messenger RNA, 279 nt
Organism: Macrosiphum euphorbiae (potato aphid)
Lineage: Eukaryota; Metazoa; Arthropoda; Insecta; Hemiptera; Aphididae
Source: the annotation of a GenBank genome assembly
AUGUUCGAACAUGAAUUGUUGCAGAAUCUAGGUAUACGCUAUCCUAAUCCUUAUUUACCACAACGAUUUUCCAGUACUGUAUUUACUCCAUUCCAUUCUGCAUCAACUGUUUUUUCUGGUCCUAAUUCUGAUCCCCUCUCAACAAGUACAAACAUCUACACUACACCAACUGACUCCACUUCUACCACAAACUUUUCUUCUGUUUAUCCUAACGAUAUUUCUCACAUUCCUGACCAGGUUUCAAACGAAUUAGGUUCAGUAAAGGUGUUAUUAUUGUAA